AUGAGUGUUUUCCCGUCGGGGUAAAAGGGGAGUGCUCCCUUUGUGCGUCGAGCGGAGAUCCUGUUUGCGCAGGCUGCGCGCGGCGCCCGCAGUAGCGCCGCCGGCCCGUCGCCGGCCGCUCUCACGUACCCGGCCCCCGCAAUCACGCAAGUCUUCCAUUAGAUUAAUAAGUCUCUUUAGCUUAAGAAACCAAGUCUUCCACUAGUUUUAAGUAUGCAAAGGGGCAGGGGAUCGCGUCGCGAACAAAAUACAAAUAGAGUAGUUUUCGAGAGGCUAUGGCGCGGGACGUUCCAAGCGGUCGUCGCGCCGGGGCGAGGCGGGCGGCCGCGAGCGGCGUCGCACGAACCUUUACCGGAAGCCUUACCGCCGCCGCCGGAGACUCAGGGGCCUUCGCACGCGGCCGAUGUGCUCGAGCCGGCGCUCCGCACUCUGCUCGCGGGCCUGCGUGGCACCUGCUGCUGCCGCUGCGGCUGUGCCGCAGCCGAACGCAAUUAUAACGAUAAUUUGCAGGUCUGUCUCUCCAAUGACGAGGAGAGGAAGUCCAUGCGGUCCGUCAUAAGUGUGCGCGAAACGCACGCGGUGGCGGAGGCGCAGCAGGCGAAGAACGCGCGGCUGCGCGACGCGUUCGGCAUCUCGCCGCGCUUCGUGGAGGGCUCCAGCCUGGACCCGGAGCGGCGCGCGCGCGAGCACGCAGCGAGGUACCCGCUCGUGCGCACACCCAGCCACGAGCGCGAGGAGCGCCCGCAGCCGCCCAAGAAGAAAAAGAAACGAAGCACAUCGCCUGAAACAAAGAAAAUAAAGAAGAAAAAAUCUAAGAAAAACAAAAAAGAAAAGCAGGUUAUGUUGCCGCUAUCGAAGAGCGAGAGAAAAAUGUUAUGGGAUUUCAUACGUAGGCAAGACGGCAAGAAAAAGAAGAAGCGCUCCAAAUCCCCCGACUCUGAGAGCUCCAGCGACAGCGACUCCAGCGAGUCGCACGACAGCUCCGACGACGACAAACGCAGGAAGAAGAAGAAAAAGUCGAGUUCAAGACGUCGCGGCAGCAGCCAGCCCUCUACCAGAGAAAGCUCGCCAGUGAAAAACAAGAAAGCUUCUAAAGAAAAGAAGUGGGAAGAUACAAACGACAGAGAAAACGAGAAUCACAGAAACAAAGACCGUGAAGAUAAAAACAGGAAAUAUGACAAACGAGAUGAACCGCAAAGGAAAAGAAGUGAAUCUAGAAGGAAAGACGAAAGCCCGGAGCGUCAGGCCUCGCCGCAGCACAGACAUAAGUCUUAUGUCACUAAAAUAGACAAUCGCAGAGAACCAUCAAGAGAAGGCUCAGAGAAACGGGUACCCAAGCGCAACCGUAGAGAUCGCUCAUCGUCCAACGAGUCCCAAGAACGAGUAGAGAAACCAAAGAAACGUCGCGAUCACAGCGGCUCACCGACUGAGAAACGUAGACGAAAAAGCGACUCCCCCGAUAGGAACAGAGAUGACAGAAAAGAUAACUAUUACAGAAAGGAAAAAGCACCGAACAGACGCCGAGAAAGCCCAGAAAUUAGAGACAGGCGGCAGCGGAGCGAAUCGCCUAAUUAUAGAAAGAAAAGAAGAGAGGAACGCGAGGAGUCAUAUGGGAGAAAGGAAGAUAGAAAUGAUAAAAGAAGGAAUAAUCAUGAGCGUUUAGAAGAAGAGCCGAGAAAGAAGAAUUACGAAGAACCGCGCAGAAACAGAGAGAACUACGAGGAGCCACGGAGAAACCGAGAGAGCUACGAGGACAAAAAUCAUCGCAGAAAGAGAUCGCCCUCUCAAGAUAAACGGUCGCCAUCACCGGAGCGAGACCGUUCACCUAAAAACCGGAACAAAGAUAGGAAGGAACCCGCAAAAUCUUACAAAAACUCGAGACCGGAAAGGCACGCCUCGUCUUCAGAAUCUGAGGACGAACAGAAAAAGUCAAAUAAAGCUAAAGACAAAUCGAGAUAUUACAAAGACAGAAGCCCGUCCCCACAAAGGGAGCGGCGACGAAGUCCGAGCCCAGACUACAGGAGGAAACGAUCGCCAUCCCCUAAGAAGGCGGAUAAGUACAAGAGCGUAGUGAAACCCGUGGAGAACAAGCGCGAGCGCAGUCGGUCGAGAAGGUCACCUUCUCCGAGCUCGCGGCGGAGGUCACCGACCCCAAGCGCGCGCCGGAGGUCACCGACCCCGGAGCGGCGGCGGUCACCCAGCCCCGACCGCCGCCGGCGGCCGCCGUCGCGCUCCCCCGUCAGAGAUAGACGCAGAGAGUUCAGAAAGUCCGUCGAACGAAAAUCUCCCCCCAAAACUGUAAACAGAGAUAGAGAGAAGAAGGAGAACCAUGAGCGCUCCCGCGAACGCGAGCGGCGAGAACGCAAAUCUAGAUCGCGAAAUCGCAGCCGCAGCACAUCCAGCCUCAGCUACUCGCCGGCGAGAAGAAGCCCCGAACGUUACCGUGAUAUUAUAGACCAGUUACCGGAGAAAGACAAACGAAAAUACAUCCGAGUCCCGGACAAAAAGAAAACCUCCAACGUCAAGCCCACUGCUGUUUGCUUGAGAAGCUCUUCGAGUGAAAGCGGCGAUGGCGGCGACGGCGAUACGUUGCCGCCCGACGAGCGUGCCAGACAAAACGAACUUGACUUACAAGAAUUCCACGACUUGAAACUGCGAUUAGCUCAAAAAGCCAAAGCUUCCAUGGAGCGGCGACGCGACGAAGAAGCGACCACAUCCCGCUCGGAACCGCCGCUCGCAACUAAACGUACUCCGACUCCUGAACAGAAGUCUCCUGAGAAGCCCAAAGAGGUCGCGAAGGAAGUAAAGGAGCCUGAACCUAAAAAGGACAAAAGUCCUUUGAAUAUAGAGAGUUCUCCAGAGGAACGUAGGAAAGAAGUUCGAAAGCGUAGUGGUUCUCGUAGGAGUUGGUCAAGAUCAUCCGGUUGGCGCUCGUCACGGUCAAAAUCGAGAUCGCGCGGCAAGUCGAGGUCUAAAUCUAGAUCACGCAAGUCCCGAUCGCGUGACAAGUCGAGAUCCAAGUCCAGAUCACGCGGGAAAUCGAGGUCGAAGUCGCGAUCGCGUGAUAAGUCGCGGUCGAGGAACAAGUCGCGGUCGCGCGGGAAGUCGUCGCGUUCACGAUCGAGGUCGCGGUCGCGCUCGAGGUCUUCGCGGUCCAGAUCCAGGUCCUACUCGUCGUCAAGAGGUUCCCGCUCGUCGCGCUCCAGCUCGUACAGCAGCCGCAGCUCCUCGCGCUCCUCCCGCUCCACCUCCACUCGCUCCUCGAGAACAAUGACGGGCGUGUACGCCGAUUACCGUAGAUCGGCCCCGCGGUCCCCGCGGUCGCCGCGGUCCCCGCGGUCCCCCCGGUCCCCCCGGUCCCCGCGGUCCCCGGCGGCGCGCGCGGCGCGGGAGCGCUCGCCGUCCAUCCCGCGGCGCGCCGGCUCGCCGAGCUUCCUGGACCGGCGCCGCAUCACCAGCGCACGAAAGCGGCCGAUCCCGUACCACAGGCCGACGCCAUCAUCGCAAUCCAGCGGCAGCUACAGCAGCUCCAGCGAGCGCAGUUGGUCGCGCUCGCCCAAGCCAGACCGAGACUAAGAAGAUGACCGACUUUGUUUUAUUUAUGCAGACAGAAUUUGAAUUUGGAAGUAGAAACUUACGCCAUCUUGUGAAAAAUGCACAAACUCAGGGCUGUAGAGGUUCAGAGUUAUUAAUAGUAUUAGAAGAGGUAUUGUCUAAAAAAAAUCGUAUCUCUAAUUUGGCAGCAUACAUAUGCGUCAACUAGGGGGGUUUUUUUUAAAGCCGAUACAUCUUAUACAGCCAAUAACUGUAAUUAGGUACGAUUACCCCUACAUGAGUAAAAUUAGGUUUUAUUUCGGGGAAAAGAAUCGAAUCUAUUACAAUUUUACAGCUCGAGUUUUAGUUGAUAUAAUCGAUACCUGUAAAAAGUUAAUUUAUAUUGUUCAUUACCUUACGGGCCAAAAUGGUUGAAUAGUUGGAGGGAAAUUAGUGUAUUCUCUACAUCAUAUUUGUUCACGAUAGUUAUACGAAACACGCUUACCAGUUGUAGUUACAAGAACAUCGAGGAAUUCUAGUCAUAUAAGUAUGGACAUAAUUUUAGUUAUACACUAGCGGCGCGCACCGGCGUCGCACGCGUUACACAAAUUAUACACCUAAACCUUCAUCAGGAAUCACUAUUGAUAGGUGAAAACCGCAUGAAAAUCCAUUCAGUAGUGUUCGAGUUUAUUACGAACAUACAUAUGGUAACUUAAGUUUUAAAAAUGAGACGAAUCUUAUUUUAUUUAGUUAAUUAUCUAGUCCAAAUGUAAUCAUUCCAGUCGUAUACAACAUUUUACGUUAUUAAUGUUAUUCUUUUUUUAUUUAUUUUUACACUUUUACUCAUUGUUGGUAAUAUUAUUUUAAAUUAUUUUUAGAUUAUAAGCUCUAACAGUACCAAAAAUACUCUUUAAUAUUUAUAUUUUAAUUAGUAAGGUGCAAUAUAUUUAAUGAAAAAAUAUUAUUAUACAUAUUUACACUUUCGAAACCUAGUUUAAGUUUACUAGUCAUUCACAGUAGCAUAUUAUACCAAAUAAUGCUCUGAAUUAAAAUGCUGUUAUAUUUAAAAAUAUAACAAUAGCUACCACAGACGUGGUUUCUUGUAUUUGUAUUAAUAAUUAAGUAUAGCAAGAAUUUUUAAUGAAUUAAAUACAUGUGAAAAAGGUUGAUUAACAAAGCAAUAAUUUGUAUUUGGGUGGAUAUUGAAAUGAUACUCAUAUUAUAACAAAAUACAUGUAUUAUAUACACAAUAAUAAAUAAAAUAUAAGUCUUUGAUCAUAACGAAUCUCAUAAAUGCACCAUAAAUAAAGAGUUGGCAUUUCCAGCCACCUUAACAUAAGUUGAAACAAUUUCUCAAAUAAGUGAGUAGACUUAUACAUAAUAAAUAUAAUGGAUCCAAUUGCUGUUGUCAAAUAAAUACAUUCCAUUUA
Cydia pomonella (codling moth) is the source of this 4964-nucleotide messenger RNA. It is a transcript of the gene Srrm234, whose product is annotated as serine/arginine repetitive matrix protein 2. The transcript is spliced from 11 exons. The record is from RefSeq and is a predicted model, not a curated record. Bases 214 to 3576 code for a protein of 1120 amino acids. Lineage: Eukaryota; Metazoa; Arthropoda; Insecta; Lepidoptera; Tortricidae.